Messenger RNA from Odontomachus brunneus, 1723 nucleotides. RefSeq lists its product as uncharacterized. The transcript is spliced from 6 exons. NCBI's taxonomy places the organism in Eukaryota, Metazoa, Arthropoda, Insecta, Hymenoptera, Formicidae. The record is from RefSeq and is a predicted model, not a curated record. The coding region runs from base 347 to 1192 and encodes 281 amino acids.
AAUUCUAAUGUUAUUGUCUCUAUGAAAUGUUAUAUAUGCAAAAAGUUUGAAAAUUCAAAACAAUAUAUUAUCUUGCCUAACCGCAAGACUAAUAUAAAAGUAACAUAUUAAUCGUGACAUUACUUUUGAGUUAUAUAACUGUGACAACCUUUAUUGUCAACAAUAUUCUUGGCUUUCUCUCUCUCUAUAGAAGUAUAUCGUCAAGUCAAGCUCGACUAGGAUAUUCCUUAUGUAGUUUUACCGUUAUACCUAGUAAUUUCUCUGUAGAUUUUGUUUAAAUCCUUUCGUUGGAUCUACAUUGAUACAUUGCAAAUUCAAACAAUAGUAGCAUAUCUCUUAAUCAGAUAUGGACGAAGUAGAUUUACCAAUGAUAUUAUUUUAUGCAAUAUUACAUAUAAUAAUAAUGUUAUACGGAUAUUCAAUAAAGGUUAAACUAAUUUUAGUACUAUUAACCUCGAUACAACUAAGUAUGCUAAAUUACGAAAUUAUUGGAGCUAGAACAAAGUUUAUGCAAAUAUUUUAUGUAUCUCGUAUGGUUUUAUCAUUAAUAACUUUGAAUCUAUGUUGGGUCAAAAUAGAAUGGUCCCCUAAUGCAAUACUAGAAUAUAUGAUAAUAAACAAGCAUAUGAGCUUUUAUAAUAUAUUUUUAAUAUUUACUCAAAUCUUCGGCGAUUAUCUUGCAUUCAUAUUUGUGCCUAUAAUGUGGUCCUAUUUUGGAUACAAACAAUCAUUAAGUUGCUCUACAAUGUUUCAUAAAAGUCAUUGGAUGGACGCAUUUGUUUUGGAAUGCUUAUUGACUAUAAUUCAUAGACUAUCAAUUUAUUAUGUAGUAAAUUUCAGCGAACGUCUAUCUAAGAUUUGGUUUACAAUUAUAUCAAGUAUUUUGCUGAUACUUUCUAUAUUUAUAGGAUAUUUUUUGGUCGGCAGUUUCCACAAUCCAGCGUUAGGAGCUUCUCUCAGAUUCAGUUGUUCAGGACUUCGUGACUAUCACAGUCUAGUUCAUUGGGCUGCCCUGUUUUGCGGAUCUCUUUGUGCCUUGGUUAUAUUGCGUUUAUGCAAUCAAUUGGCAUACUACAUAGCAUCUAGAUUAGAUACCAGAAAUACCAGAAAUUACAUUGUAUUUAAGGAUAUCAGAUAUGAGGGAAGUCAACAAAUAAUAAUUCGUAAAUGCAGUAUAGAUUUGAACGUGUAGAUUCCCAAUGGAAUAAUGUUCUUUUAGACAGCAUAGAUGGUAGUAAUUCAAUUUUGGAAUAAUGUACUAUAUUAAAAGGAACAAGAAUGCAAUUAACAAUAUAAAAUAUUUGAUAAUGUAUGCAAAAAUAUAUAAUAUUUAUAUAAAUAUUAUAAAUAAUUAUAUAAAUGGGUUUAUUAUAAAUAAUUUUAAGUGCUUGCAAUCUAGAUUAAAUGGGAGAAAUAAAUGAUCAAUUGUUUAUUAUUGUUAAAAGAAAAUGUCCUCGUACAAUCAUUAGUAUAAUUGUAGAAAGUUAGUUUUACUCACAUCUGAAAUAUAUUUUAAUAUAUUAUAUGUUUUAUAUAAAAAUGUAUACUUUAACAUAUUUGUUACUGCGAUUUAUUUAAAUAACUCUCUCCACAGACCAUUUCAUAUUUUCUUUUUUAUAUAAUUAUGUAAAACAGAUUUUGUUUGAUAAUAUGAACGUAGAGAGAUAAAUUAUUAUUGUCAUAUAUAUGUAAUAACGGUAAAAAACGUUGUCACACAUAUUUU